Rhododendron vialii is the source of this 879-nucleotide messenger RNA. RefSeq names its product EP1-like glycoprotein 4. The record is from RefSeq and is a predicted model, not a curated record. Lineage: Eukaryota; Viridiplantae; Streptophyta; Magnoliopsida; Ericales; Ericaceae. Bases 1 to 879 code for a protein of 292 amino acids. The transcript has a single exon.
AUGGCUAAACCAAGUCCGCGUUUGAUCAUUUCAUUUGCUAUUAGUACCACCUUCUUCAUCUAUUCUGCACAUUUAACCAAUUCUCAAUCAGUAGCCAAUUUGUCCACUACAUGGAUCAAUAACAACCCAACAAUUUACAUCAGCGGAGGCGAUCUUUCUCCCAGGCUUCAGAUGACUCCUGUCUUUUCCCCAUCCGGUGCCUCACAGUUCGUUUCCGGCUUCUACUGCUUCUCCGAAGAAACUACUUCAUGUUUCUUUGGUAUCUUCAUAUUUGGAGAAAGAACGGAUUACGAUACCCUAAACUAUUCCAUAAUAGACUAUCCCCAACUAGUAUGGUCUGCUAACCGGGACCGUCCAGUGAAAGUUAAUGCGACCUUGAAAUUAACGGGCAAUGGGGAUUUGAUAUUGGAGGACGCGGAUGGAGAUAUGGUAUGGUCAACCAACACAAGAGGAAAGUCCGUCGCGGGCUUAAGAUUCACCGAAUUUGGAAACCUUGAUCUUUUUGACAGCAACAACGCGACGGUAUGGCAAUCUUUUGAUCACCCCACGGACUCAUUACUUAUUGGACAAAAGCUGGUGUCAAACUCGGGGCAAAAGCUGAUAGCUAGAGCAUCAUCAUCUAACUUUAGCCCAGGCUUGUAUUCGCUUUCUGUUCAGAACGGUCUUUUGUUCGGUUAUAUGGAAGCCAAUCCACCGGUGGAAUAUUACAAAUCCACUUUAGAGGCAAAUCCGAAUUCCAUAAAUUCGGAAAAAGCAUAUGUUGUGUUCAAUAACGGAAGCUUCAAUGGUCAAAAUUUCGAUCUCGCAUCAACGGCUCAGUUCAUGAGGCUGGAACCCGACGGGCAUUUGAAGGUUUGCGAAUGGGGAGGAGCUAAAUAG